Molecule: messenger RNA, 1839 nt
Organism: Heterobilharzia americana
Lineage: Eukaryota; Metazoa; Platyhelminthes; Trematoda; Strigeidida; Schistosomatidae
Source: the annotation of a GenBank genome assembly
AUGAAUGAUGUCUUGCAGACAUUGCCAAAUGCUAAUUCCAUUAGGAUAGCAGAAGAAGCGAUUUCUUUACUAAGCACUAUAUAUACAUGUAUUAAUAAUGGAAAUAUCCAGUCUAUUACUGAAAAUGAUGUUGAUAACAUCAAAUCAUUGUUAGAGGGUCUAAGAUCACUUAAUAUUAUGAGGUGUCAAGCCCAUCAAGUUCUGGAAACGGAGUCUAUUAAAGUUGCCAUCCUGAGGACAAAACUUCAGCAGUUUAAAGAAGAAAAGGUGAAAGAAAUCUUUGAUAAGAGGAACCUUGUGAGGAUGUUGAACGAGAAUGAACUAAAUAAUCUUGAAGAGUCUCUUCGUAUCAUAAAAAGUAAUUACCAGCAAGGUGAACUUGCUCUGGAACAACUUACUCGCAAACUGGAAUUGUUACGAUUUCGCGAAUUGAGGUCGAAUGAGGAGAACAUUGUGACAAUUGAAGCUUUAAACAGCUGUCUGGAUAAUAAAGCUAAUAAACAAAUAUUUCUAAAUCAAAAGCUUGAAGAAAUUAAAACGACUGAAUUGAAGGAGAAAGAAGUUCAGAAGAUGCUGGAUCAUUUGAAUGCAGAAAUCACUGAGGAACGCAGAAAUGCAGUAAGGAGAAUUAUAAAACUGGAAGAAGAAACCAAAAGAGUUAAGAAGGCACUAGAAAUACAAAAGGCAAAAAACGCAAAAUUAGAAAAACCUCACCAAAAAGUCAGUGAAGAAUUACGCCGUAAUAGAUUUGAAGAAUUCUCCUUAUCUAAAAAUGUCGAUGAAUUGAGUGCCAGUAUUCAAUUAGAGAUCCAGUCAGGUAAAGAAAAACGUAAUGUGAUACAAAGAAGUCUCGAUAAACUGCUAAAAGAGCAUAAAGACAGCUUGGAGAAUAUGCAGAAACAACUGGAGCAAAUUGAAAAAUCACAAGAAACCUCUAGCAUCAACAUAAAAGCUUAUGAAGAGAAGAAAAAAAUUUUAACGGCUGGAUUAUCGUUGUUCUUGGUUUAUCCAAUAUUUAGUGUCGUUAAAAUAGAAAAAGAAUAUAUGGCGAAAGCAGAGGCAACAGCUCAACUUCAAGAAGAAAUCGAUGGGAUGCUUGAGAAAAUAGAGAAUUUGAAUUCAUCAAGCAAAAGUUUAAUCGACAACUUAAAACAACAAGCGGAAACUAUGAAAACUCAUCUGGCAGUUGAGCGAAAGGAAAGAGUUCAAGUACAACGUAAACAGCGUAAACUUCAAAAACAAAUGCUGGGUUUCAGUGAUGAACAGAAUUUGUAUGUACGCAAAUAUCAUCGGCGAAUCAAUGAAGCGAAGAGCAAACUUUCUGUAAUUGACAAAGAAAAAAAUCGAUUAAACGAAGAAUGUAGAACUAAUCAAGAAAAGGCAAAUGGAAUUCAGUUGAAAAUGAAGUCAGAAAAGGAAAUUCAUGACAGUGAGAGAUUACAUGGUGCAGAAAAAAUUGCCUCACUUAGCAAAAUGCUGGAUGACUCAAAUGAAGUGUGUCAACAGUGGAACAAGAAAAUAAACGAUGAACUUCCCAAACUGGAAGCAUUAAACAAUGAAGUGAAGAAAAAUGAAGCUAUUGAAAGUGAAACAAAGUCAGCUCAAGUUGAAAUGAACCAAACCAUUCGAACACUGGAGGCUGAAAUACGUCGGGUGAAUGAGGAGAAUAAAAAGCUUGAAUUCGAUCUAUCUGAUCCCAGUAUCUUAAAGAAUAAAGCGGCUGCUAUUGAGUCUAAAUGGCCUGAACGUGCAAAAUCCUUGCAAUACAGAUUAAAGUUAUCUAUAGAACCUUUGAAAAUCGUCGAAAAUUUCUAUUUGGAACUCUUCAGAAGUGUGUAA